AUGGAUGCCGACGCUGAGAAUCCGCUCGUUAAAGCCCUGCCUCCGGCUACCGACUACCUGACCUACCUGACACUCCUUGAAUAUCAACUUACACCCGAUCGCCUGCCACUGCUGCACCGGCUACUUCAAGAUGAGAAGCUUACUACCAACAUCGGUUGGGAUCUUGUCAAGCUCCUUCUCCCAAUGCUGCCAGCAUCCACAGACUGCCUUCAUGACGUUGCAAGAUUAGGGAACCCCCGAGAGGUUAUUCUGCGGGUAUCUGAGGCUCUGAUGCAGCUACAGCCCGACGACGAGGAUGAUGAGGACGUCGCAGACGAUGAAUCUGAGGAGAAGCCUCUCCCUGCACAUGUCCUCCAAUUCAAUUGUUUGUUGGCGAUGCUGUCAGAGCUUCAUUCUCGCCUUAAGACCAAAUCUCCGAGCCGUUUCAUCGCGACCUCGCUUCAAGCGGCCUUAGAAGCCUACACGUCCAUGCCGAGCGACGAGACGACCUUAGCCUUCCUCGAGUUCCUGCGAGACAUUUCCCCCAACAAGCGACCAGCCCCGCCCCCAAGGUCCGACAGUCAGUCGACCGUUUUGCGUGUGAACUCGAUUUCUUCCGCUCCAGACCCAGAAGCAGAGGGGGCUCCGGCUGUAGCCAAUGAGACCAUUUUGGUUGAAAAGUUCAUCCAGUUCGGUCUAAUCGAAGUACUCAAAGUUUAUCUGCUGAGUCACCCGAGUCCAAUGGAUCCAGGAAUGUCGUGGACGGUUCGGAUGCAGGAGCACUUCAACCCAGCGUUGAAAUUACCUGAACAGUCCCAGACAGAGGCGUAUGCUGCCACCAAGGAGUUGAAGGAACGCGAUAUGAUCAUGGGAAAGAUAGUGGCUCUAUCAAGGGACGUUGGAAUCGAAUCCACCGAUCUCGUAUCUAUAAUAUCCAGCUCUCCCGAUAGUCAGCCUCAACCCCUCGACUUUGAUGAGCCCCCCAUCUCCGCAAAUGAGAUCUCACUCGAGCGCCAUGGCUCUUUGUUACUUCUUGCAGCCCGCACCGCAGGUGCAACCUUAUUCAGAUCUGGUCAACCUGUACCGAGCAUACCCAUCUUCCCCGACCUAGCUUUGGUCUACAAGAAUUUUCUGGGAAAUACCGAAAGCUUGGACGAAGUUGCCUAUGGACAGCCGCAAGCUCUUAUCGACUCGCUCUUAGCCUUGACCGUCUCUUCUUCACAAGAACCACUUACCACACCAUCCAGCCACACUGAGUUCAAAAACUUUGUCAUCACCCUAACCGGAUGUACCUCUAACAAGGAGUAUGGUAUCGUGCGCCAAAUCCCAGCGGCAAUUGUACACAGCUACCCAUCCACGACCGCACGAUUCAAGCUCAUUCAAACAAUUUUGGAAGAUGAUCGCCUGCAGUCCGCUCGGGAAAGCGCUGUUUCGUGGCUGAAAGACGAGAUCAUUGGUGCAGCCUCAUCUGACACAAUAUUUCACGAUCCAGUCUACUUCUGGUCCCUUUUCCCACUCCUCUUUAAGACGGUCAGAGUUGCUGCAUCUUCUAAGCUCAUCGAUGGCUGGAUCAGCCUAACUCAGACGGACGGCCCAGCUCUCCACUCCGCACUGAACCUUUACUUUUUACUUCUUUCCUCUCCUCUCCGGGAUCAGCUUCAUCUUGAAAAGACUAUUCUUUUCUUCCGUAGUGAGGUGCUUGCCCCUCUCCGGACCCUGUUCCGCACGUUUGAGGCGGAUCUUCCUGCCAAGGGUGGCGAUGGAAUCGUCGAGUCAGCAGUUGGAGAAGAGAUGUGUCAGGCUGGCCUUGCUCGGUCCCUGGGUUUGAUUGGGCUCACGCUUGAUCAGAUUGAAGAUGCGAUUAGUGAAGCUUAUGGGACAGACGAUGCGGAUUUGACAAGCUAUUCUGAAGCGGAGGAAGCCAAGGCAGUAAAAAUCCGUCAAGAAAGCGAGUUUUGA
Penicillium longicatenatum is the source of this 1938-nucleotide messenger RNA. RefSeq lists its product as uncharacterized. The transcript is spliced from 2 exons. Gene Ontology annotation, biological process: cellular response to oxidative stress. The record is from RefSeq and is a predicted model, not a curated record. The coding region runs from base 1 to 1938 and encodes 645 amino acids. Lineage: Eukaryota; Fungi; Ascomycota; Eurotiomycetes; Eurotiales; Aspergillaceae. Gene Ontology annotation, cellular component: cytoplasm.